Prunus armeniaca (apricot) is the source of this 405-nucleotide messenger RNA. NCBI's taxonomy places the organism in Eukaryota, Viridiplantae, Streptophyta, Magnoliopsida, Rosales, Rosaceae. The record is from the annotation of a GenBank genome assembly.
AUGGCGACUGCAGACGAACCACCAUCCACGCCAAUCGUUCCCCCUGCAGCGAAGGUUGCCAGCAUCAAGCCUCCAAGGACGUGGCGCCCUAGGCAAGACAGUUAUCCCCGCGGAAUGACGGCCGUUUCGUUCGAGCCAAAGGCCGCGGCCCCGGAGCAAACGGAUGAAGGCAUCAUCGAUGUCUACCACGGAAGGGACCCCCUUUUUCGGCCAACGGACCACUCGGCCAUCGACCUAUACGGCAUGACCCCUGAAAACCGUGAAAUCGUGGAAUUGGCUCUCAGAAACGCCAAGGCAGAAAGGCUCAUCAUUACCAACGAAUCUGACUCGGCCAUUAAGGCCGUAUACCAGGCAAACCGAGAGGCCAGGGAUAGAGGGAAAAUUGGAGGCCAAGGCCCCUUUUAG